Messenger RNA from Miscanthus lutarioriparius, 495 nucleotides. The record is from the annotation of a GenBank genome assembly. Lineage: Eukaryota; Viridiplantae; Streptophyta; Magnoliopsida; Poales; Poaceae.
AUGCAUGCUAUCUCCCAGCAACUCUCCCCUACCCCUGGCUGUACUGGCAUUGAUCUCUUACAAGCUCAUAACUUUGAUCUCCAUUGCUUUCAAUCCCUCACAGGGACAAAAUUUUUUGUUGUAUGUGAAACUGGAGCUCCAAAUAUGGAAAUGCUGCUGAAAGUGAUUUAUGAGCUGUACACAGACUUUGUUUUGAAGAAUCCGUUCUAUGAGAUGGAGAUGCCGAUUCGGUGUGAGCUGUUUGAUCACAACCUGGCUCAGGACCAACAGUGCUAUGCCACCAGUUUUCAUUUGGUCCGUAGCUUCUGUAUUCUGAAAGAUGGAUGCCACCAGCCUUCAUUUGGUCUGUGGCUUCUGUUUCUGAAAGAUGGAACAGGCUUUGCAGUGAUGUGCUUCGGCAGUACUGUUUGUGAUGAUCCAUCUCAAGUUACCAGGAAAUUCAAUGCUAGACUUCAAGUGAAAUUGAUGUUAUAUAUCGCGUUCAAAUGCUUCUGA